Molecule: messenger RNA, 1124 nt
Organism: Chaetomium strumarium
Lineage: Eukaryota; Fungi; Ascomycota; Sordariomycetes; Sordariales; Chaetomiaceae
Product: Manganese/iron superoxide dismutase
Exons: 3
Coding region: 171-869 (232 amino acids)
Biological process (GO): superoxide metabolic process
Cellular component (GO): mitochondrion
Molecular function (GO): superoxide dismutase activity; metal ion binding
Source: RefSeq, a predicted model, not a curated record
GUUGCCGAAGCUUCCACCGACCUUCGACAUAUCGCCGAGCUAGAAACUUGAGAUUGGACACUGAAGACGGCUUCAGUGAAUUGCCAAUUCCUCCUUCGAAUACGGCACUCGCACAUUCUGCUUUCAACGUUCAUUUGAUUGACGAUUCCACAACAUCACACGCCGCCAUCAUGUCUUCCACUCUGCUUCGGUCCGCCCCUGCCCUUCGCGGAGCCCUCCGAGCUUCCGGAGCCAUAAAGCCUGCCGCGAUGGGCAGCAUGAGCUUUGUCCGCGGCAAAGCUACGCUUCCUGACAUGCCUUACGACUACGGCGCCCUCGAGCCGUAUAUCUCGGGGAAGAUUAUGGAGUUGCACCACAAGAAGCAUCACCAGACCUACGUAAACGGCCUCAACAGCGCCCUGGAGACUAUCGAGGAAGCCAAGAGCAAGGGCGACUUCACCAAGGCGGCGUCCAUUGCGCCGCUGCUCAACUUCCACGGUGGUGGCCACAUAAACCACAGCCUCUUCUGGGAGAACCUGGCACCCGCCAGCAGGGAGGGCGGCGGUGAACCAGACGGAGCCCUCAAGAAAGCUAUCGACUCGGACUUCGGCUCCUUCGACACCUUCCGCAAGCAGAUGAACACUGCUCUGGCGGGUAUCCAGGGCAGUGGCUGGGCGUGGCUGGUCAAGGACAAGUCGGCUGGCACCCUUGGCCUGGUGACCCGUGCCAACCAGGACCCCGUGAGCGGCCCCUACGUGCCGCUGAUGGGCAUUGACGCGUGGGAGCAUGCCUACUACCUGCAGUACGAGAACCGCAAGGCCGAGUACUUCGAGGCCAUCUGGAACGUCAUCAACUGGAAGACCGUUGCUGCGCGGUUCGAGAAGGCCUAGGGCGCAAAGUUGAGAUCUCAAAAAAGUGGGAGUGGGAGUCCGAUCUGUGUGCUAUGUUAGCGUGAGCUUAGCCUGUGAAUUGGAUGUAUCUUGAGAGAGUUCCCAGGUGGGCAAAUGGGGUCUCACGAGAAUCGAAAUGAACCUACCUUACUCAUGGAUGUUCGCCAUGAAGGACUCAGGUCUGCUUUUUCCUCAGACGUGACCCUGCAGUCGUCUUAAUGCCCCAUGGUCGGGACAAGACACCCUCUACCUCUU